ACAGCCCGUGCUUCUAUACUGGAUGGAGUGAAAGCAUGUCCGGAUCUCGCCGCGGCGCUGACACCGAGUGAGCUCUGCAUCUUUAAAACAGAAAAAAAACAAGAAGAAGAAGAAAAAGCCAAAGAAAAACACACAACCAGCUCAGUCAUAACUGUGGGAUGAUAAGGACUACCUCUUUUUACUUUUGGAGAGAGCCAAGCCAUUAGGAGAGCAUUCAGCAUCAGCUGUUCAACACUGGUCUCUCAUUGCUGGAAGUCGGGGCUGAAUGAGUCACAUGACAGAACUGGAGGCAGAGAUCUAGAGAAAAGGCACAGCAUUACGGCUUGCACCGCCAUACUGUAUUUUGAGCCAUAUCACAUUUUUAUUGCAACAUUUUACUCCCGCUCGGUGAGUACAUUUUCAAUGGCUUUUUUGUAAGCAUUUUUUGUCUUUUUAAUUGCCCCCUUUUUUUUGUUUUUCCUCCUUUUGCUGGUGUUUGAAUUGAGCGUUGACAUGGUGGUUUUGAGCGUUUUUCACGUCCAGGCUUCAAGUUUUUAGCAUGCAGUUAUUCUGACCGAGAGUGCCAAGAGGGUAAUCGGUGCGGUGUCGGUCUUGCGAACGCCUUUACUUGCUUGCAGUUUUGUUUCGAGGGUCGAAACCAAGCAGCUUUUGUCGGUAUUGAGAUUUUUCAAACAAUCUAUUGGUGGUUUUGAAACAUUUUUAUUUUUUUGUUUCUGUCGACUUUUGCUGUUGCUAUGCUUUGGUUUGCAUUUUGCAGUGUUGUUUGUUGCCUCCGAGUUUUGUGAUUUUGAUGUGUCGGUGAAUCUCACCGAUCAAACCCUUUGCUUUUACUUUUCUUUAUAAAAAAAGGAGUCGUUUUUAAAGCCCGAUGGCGUUUUAACGUGAUACUUUUCUUGCAGCUGAGCUCUCAGGUUUGUUGUUUUUGUGUUUCUUUCUUUUUUUCUAUUUCAUUAUACUUUUGCUGGUGGCAGUGUCACGUAUUUUUUUGGAUGUUAUCGUUUUUUUGACUAGAUGAUGCUGGGUGGACGAGGGGAGUUUUGAUUCUUGGGGGAGUUCAAUGCGUUUUUGUUUUCUGUACCAACGAGGAUGAACAGACAUUUCCCCUCUGCAGGAGGGCAACUGGAGGAGAAUGACUGGUAAACUCCAGACCAGCAACGUGACCAACAAGAAUGACCCGCGCUCCCUAAACUCCAGAGUCUUUAUCGGCAACCUCAACACAACCAUCGUCAAGAAGACCGACAUAGAGGUCAUCUUCGCCAAGUACGGCAAGAUAGUGGGUUGCUCUGUGCACAAAGGUUACGCCUUCGUACAGUAUUUGCAAGAGAGGAACGCCCGAGCAGCUGUGGCAGGAGAAUAUGCCCGUAUCAUCGCUGGACAGCCUCUUGACAUAAACAUGGCUGGCGAGCCGAAGCCGUACAGGCCCAAAGCCGGCUCCAAGCGGCCGCUCUCAGCCGUUUACAGCGGUUAUGAAUUUGACUACGAGUACUACAGGGAUGAUUUCUACAACAGGCUUUUUGACUACCACGGCAGAGUGGCCCCCCCACCGAGAGCCGUGAUCCCCGUCAAACGCUCCAGGGUGCUUGCUCCCUCCUCCCGCCGCGGGAAGACCUCCUUCCCCAUCAAGACAACCUCCUCUUCCUCCUCUUCCUCCUCCAGACCUCCCACAUCAUCCGCCUCCGGGCUCAAACCGGUGAAGACGGACCAGCUGCAGACUAUCAAACGGGAGCUCACUCAGAUCAAGCUGAAGAUCGACUCUUUGCUGGGACGCCUGGAGAAGAUCGAGAAGCAGCAGAGAGCCGAGUCCGAAGCUCAGAGAAAGUACGAGGACAACUGCAACUCCUUGCAUGAGGAGUCCGUGUCAGAGACGGCGGAAAACUCUGGGGAGGACGCGGGCGACGGGGCGCUGGACGUGGAGGCGGGAGAGAUGACCGACGGGGGCGAGGACGACUACGACGAGGAGGGAAACCACCAUCUGAUAGAGAACCAUGUAUCGGAUAUCGACAACUGAGAUCAGGAGGAGGCAGCAGACACCCCCCCGGUCAGUGGUAUUAGAAUUCAUCGUCACCUUCAAGAGACGGAAAAGGAUCUCUGAAGGAUCAAGACUCUCAUUCAGGACUGUAAAUUGUGUUCAAGAGAUGCUGAAUCGCAUUUAGACGCCCAACUGUGCAGCACAAAAAACGACCGUGAUGUGCUCGCUAGAGAAAAAUGUAUUCAAGACCCAUUUUAAUGCAUCGGCCUCGUGGGUAUUCUGUGCAACUUAUAUUUCAUUGCAAGAGGCCGACAGUAUCGUGUGCUAAUCCUGUUUGUGAAAUAAAUAAAACAGAAGGGAAUGAAAUAAAGGCAUUUCUUCUGAUUUAUAAAUGAAAUUACGUGGGAAGAGGGGAACAUGACAUUGAUCCACCGUUGCUGCUUUGAUGAAAUGUGUUUGCAGUGUAAUUUAUCAAACUGAUUUUUUCCUAUGAAUUUUAUGUUCAAAAAUCAAAAUGAAUAAAGGAACAGUCGGAACAAUCUGCGACCGCAGAAUGAUUCACAAACAAACGAACGGUGGUUUUCGGAUUUGACUCAUGCAUAAGCCAAUAUCUGCGAGCAUAACUUUAUCCGUUUGUCACACAAAUGCCCCGUGGGGCUGUUCCAUCAUAUAUUCCAACUCCUGCCAAGCUGCAGAAGCAGAAAGGGCUUCCUGUGGUCCAGAGCCAACACUGGCACAGGCCUCCUGCCGGGGACCAGGGCCCCGACGUCUCAAUGCGCUCCUCCCCGCUCAGCCUGUGCAUCCCGACACGGGCUGCUGCUGCUCGGGAGCCAACGCCCUUUCUCCUUCCACUGCUCCCUCCCUCUGCAUCGAUUCCGUCUCAUGUAGGCAAGAGUGAGCCAAGGUUUUUAGAGUCGAUUUUAUCGAUGUGAUGUAUGUGAUCUGUGAUUCAGAUCGCUUACGAAUUAAUAUGGAAUAAUUGAACAUGACACAAUGGCUUGUGCAGCCUUAAAACAACCAGAAAUAAAAACUCUUUUAAUAGAAUGCCCUUAAAUGUAAAUAACAAAGUAAAGUACAGACUGGGGAAAGAUCUGAACUGGCCAGAGUUGGAUGAUUCGUCCACUCAUUUUGGUGCAUUUUACUAACAUCAUGAUGUGCAUGAUUUCUACUGGUUCAUAUGUUACAUUGUGCAAACAUGUCAUGCAGCUUCAGCUGAGCGAUUUCAAUUAACCCGACUAUAAAUAUAUGGCUGCAAAGGGAAUCGCGUCACCAAUCCCCCCCCCCCCCAAUAUGUAAAAUUUAAUAAGUAAAUUUCCUCCAAACAAUGACAGAGGCCUGUUUGUAGUCUCAAGCUUUUUCUUCAUAGGAAGCCUCAGAAGGAGGCAGGUGGUUGGAUCCACAGCUAACGUGGGGCCAGGUGUGCCAGCUGAUGGUCAGCAGCAACAAUUAAGGUGAUGAUGCGUAUCAGCUGGCACACCUGGUAUGUAUUAGCUGGAGAUGAGGUUGUCAGCAUAAACGGCUGGUGGGCCAACGACAUUCAUCACAGCUGUCAAUGAAGCGGCUUCUUAUCAAACACUCUGCUGUCAUUAACCGCUGGCUUUGUCCUUGCACCCACUGCAGCCCGAUAUUGUCUCUCCUCCUCCUCUGCUGCUGCUUGUAAAACUGAAAUGUUUUCUUCUUCUUUUGCUUUUAAUUUGUGCUCGGAAGCAUCGACGCGUGUUUUUAAGGACGGAAAGCAGACGGGCCUCUUGUCAUUGGACGAAAUACUUACCGAUUAUCGGUCGAAGUCCUGAAUUGGUGUUAAAGUUGAAUCAUGUCAUUCGGGGCUGUUGUUACUUUCAGGAGUCGUUUCACCCAAAAUGCAAAGAAAUAAAAAGAAAGGCUAUUGGUGUCUAGUUGAAGAAUUUUAUUUGUACAUGUUUUGAGGCCAUGGAGACUCUGGUGUAAUUACGGUGAAAUAGAUUUCGUUUGUGGUGCUUGAAGCAUUAAAAAAGGCAUUUGAAGAAUUCAACCACAAUGUUUCUUUUCGGACACAAUUCAGUCCAGUCAGAAAAAAUGUUGGCAUUGGACACGAGUGUAAAGAAGGGAUACCGUGAAUGUGGACUUUUUGCAUCCAGGCAGAUCAAGUGUUGGUGGAAGUUUCGUGGUAUAAUAAGGAGUAUUAAGAGCGAGAAAGUCCACAAAAGGCGGGUCGGAGUGGUGGAAACAAACAGGACUUUCAUGAGUUUGUUACGUAAGAAACUCCGCUAAGGUCGGUUGUUAUUGAUUUACACUGUUGAGUUAUUGUUUAAAGAUGAUGCUUAUUCUAAACUUGAGUAGUUCUGUUGCCUAAAUCAUUCCAAUCAUUUAACAGCUUGUCCUCGGUGCUUUUCUGUAAGCGUGAUAGCGGCUGAUAUGAAACUUUUGAUUCAGAAAUGUCGACAUCCGUGGUUUGAUGAAACGUGCGAUGCCAACAUUUUGGUUAUUGGGUUUCUUAAUUACUCUGGGAGAUGCUCACAUGCUCUGUAGAUGUUUGGAUAGAAAAAUGGAUCCCAUCCAAAAUGUGGAUUAAUAGCCUGAAUAAUGUUUUGUUUAUAUGUAAUUGUUCAACGUUUCGAAGAAAAUUAACAGAAGUCUCUUCACCCUUAUUAGCACAAAACCUGGGCAAAUGAAACCAAACCACCGCGGGUAAAUAAGGAAAUAUUGUUUUGUGAUUUGGUUGGAAUGACCCUUUAAACCGAGAAUUAAUUGAAUGUGAAGGAAAGGUCGCCUCAACUUCAUGAACACAACAAUCUGCCUGAAAAAAAUAGAAUUGAAUAAAAAGUCUGUCCAGCAGCUCCUUCAAAAUAAGUGUCUGGUGAAUGAUGAUGAUGUGUAAUAUUUAGCACUAUUUUUGUAUACAAAAACAUGUUUAAGGGAAAUGGCUCUGCUACACGUUUAUCUUUUUUGCUGGUAGCCUGUUCUUUAAUAAGCAGUAUGGUGAUGUGUCAAAUAUUUUGCAAAAAGUACAACAAAAAAAACCCUUAUUGCUUUUAACUGUUGUAAUUUAUCUGGGUCACUUUAAAACAUUUCUGGCUCGACAUUCACUUUUAUUUUGCCCUGUAAAUAAUCAUCCUCAUGUUUAUUUCAAACACUAAUCGACUGAAAGAGACGUUUAAAACAAAGCGGAAAAAAGGUAUACUGACAGUUUGUUGGGGUCGUUGCAGGUUUUAACCACAAUUGUAGUGUAACUGACAACUGUUGUAUAGAAAUGUACAUUUUUUUGUAAAGAUAUUUUUAUCAAAAGGCAUGUUUACUGUAACUUUGUAUUUUCAGUUCAUGUAUUAAAAAAAAAAGGUAUAUUCCAACUGUUGUAAGGCUAGAAAACUCAUCGUAGAUAAAUAUUUGUGUUCUUAUCAGUCAAUAAAAUGUUUGUGUCAUAUAUGUUUAACUAGUCAAAUGUUUCAAUGAUCAACACUUUAUUUUACAAAUAAAUAUGAACUGAAGGACAAAGAAA
Messenger RNA from Anarrhichthys ocellatus (wolf-eel), 5444 nucleotides. RefSeq names its product RALY RNA binding protein like (gene ralylb). Gene Ontology annotation, molecular function: RNA binding. The transcript is spliced from 9 exons. The record is from RefSeq and is a predicted model, not a curated record. Bases 1130 to 2008 code for a protein of 292 amino acids. Gene Ontology annotation, cellular component: nucleus. NCBI's taxonomy places the organism in Eukaryota, Metazoa, Chordata, Actinopteri, Perciformes, Anarhichadidae.